AUGGGGAGCGGGGAGCCUAAGCCUGCUGGCAAGAAAAAGAAGUAUCUCAAGGCCGCCCUGUACGUGGGUGACUUGGACCCAGAUGUCACUGAGGACAUGCUCUAUAAGAAAUUCAGGCCUGCCGGUCCUCUGCGAUUCACCAGAAUCUGCCGUGACCCGGUGACCCACAGCCCUCUGGGCUAUGGCUAUGUUAACUUUCGUUUCCCUGCAGAUGCUGAAUGGGCCCUGAACACCAUGAAUUUUGAUUUGCUUAAUGGCAAACCAUUCCGCCUCAUGUGGUCUCAGCCAGAUGACCGCUUAAGAAAGUCUGGAGUUGGAAAUAUAUUCAUCAAAAACCUGGACAAAUCCAUAGACAACAGGGCCCUGUUUUACUUAUUUUCUGCUUUUGGAAACAUUCUUUCUUGCAAAGUAGUAUGCGAUGACAAUGGUUCUAAGGGUUAUGCCUACGUGCACUUCGACAGCCUGGCCGCUGCCAAUAGGGCCAUCUGGCACAUGAAUGGAGUGCGGCUCAACAACCGCCAGGUAUAUGUUGGCCGAUUCAAAUUCCCGGAAGAGCGGGCAGCAGAGGUCAGAACUAGAGAUCGAGCAACUUUCACUAAUGUUUUUGUUAAAAACUUGGGAGAUGACAUGGAUGACGAAAAACUAAAGGAACUUUUCAGUGAAUAUGGGCCAACUGAGAGUGUUAAGGUAAUCAGAGAUGCCAGUGGGAAAUCGAAGGGCUUUGGAUUUGUGAGAUAUGAGACACAUGAGGCUGCCCAAAAGGCUGUGCUAGACCUGCAUGGAAAGUCCAUCGAUGGCAAGAUUCUAUAUGUAGGGCGAGCACAGAAGAAAAUCGAACGCUUGGCUGAGUUGAGGCGGAGAUUUGAACGGCUGAGAUUAAAAGACAAAAGUCGGCCUCCAGGGGUGCCUAUCUAUAUUAAGAACCUGGAUGAGACCAUAGAUGAUGAAAAACUUAAGGAGGAAUUUUCUCCAUUUGGAUCAAUUAGCCGAGCCAAAGUGAUGAUGGAAGUGGGGCAAGGCAAAGGGUUUGGUGUUGUCUGUUUUUCCUCUUUUGAAGAGGCUGCCAAAGCAGUGGAUGAGAUGAAUGGUCGCACAGUAGGUUCCAAGCCCCUGCAUGUCACCCUGGGCCAGGCCCGGCGCAGGUGGUGAGAAUAAGAAUAAUCAAUUUGUUUCAGCCUUAGCUGGUGCCUACUUAGUUUGGGCUUCUUUGUAAUAACAGGUUAUUUUUUGCAAAUUCACAGUUUUGUUUUUUUUUUUUUUAAUGAAUACGUCCUUUUGGGGAGAAAUGCAGAAAACUUUGUUCAUUUUAGUAAAGAGCAUAAUUUCUAAUUGUAAAAUUGUCAUUUUAUACUAUUUUUUGAUAUAAUAUCCUUAGGAAUUUAUAGAAUAAAGUUUAUUGCUCAGAGUUUUUUUCUUCUGAACAGUCAAGA
This is a messenger RNA of Otolemur garnettii (small-eared galago), 1430 nucleotides long. RefSeq names its product poly(A) binding protein cytoplasmic 5 (gene PABPC5). Gene Ontology annotation, molecular function: RNA binding. NCBI's taxonomy places the organism in Eukaryota, Metazoa, Chordata, Mammalia, Primates, Galagidae. The coding region runs from base 1 to 1149 and encodes 382 amino acids. The transcript has a single exon. The record is from RefSeq and is a predicted model, not a curated record. Gene Ontology annotation, cellular component: ribonucleoprotein complex.